UGCAGGAGGGUCGCGCCUCGCUAUCUCUCCCUCGUACGUACUGCAGUCAGCCGUUCGUUGGCUGCCGCCGGCUGACUGCACUCGACGCUCGUGUCGUAUAAUAUCGUUCGACGACGCUUGCUCGAGGCCUCCAAAAACAGAGUUUUGACCGAUACCAGCAAUGGUGUUGUCCAGUAGAAAUGGCCCGGGCGAGACGGCCCACGUGCAGCUGCUGCAGCGCAGCAAAUCGUACAUCGUACCGACGACGUCGUCGACGAGCAACAACACCACCGGCGGCAGCUCGAUGAACAGCGCGACCAAUAACUGCAACAACAACCGCAACAGCAUCCUCGAGGGCAUCCACCUGAGCAAUCUGCAGGACGGCGAGACACUGAGCUACGGUCUGGCCCUGGUGCGCGGUCGAGUGCCGGCCACCUGCAAGAGGCUGCGGGUACGCUGCCUCGGGAGCAGCAGCAGCAGCAGCGUCAACAACAGUAAUAAUGGGUUGACUCAGCAGCAACAGCAAAGUGGCGUCAAACAGACGAGCCAGCACCAGUGGGCCGAGUGGCCCUGCGUCAACGGGGACUUUCGGCUGCUGGUCGAGCUGCAGCGCGGCCACAAUCGCGUGGAGCUCGAGGCCGCCGGUCACAGGCGCAAGUUCGGCCUGGUCUACGAGCCGCGUUACACGAGGCUGAGGGUCACGCCCGUCUACGUCAUUUGCGCCGGUCACGAUGGAUAUUUCCAGGGUCCCCAGAACGAGAAUCGCUCGCCCGAGAGCGCAGCGACGCGCAUCGGCCUCGGCGCACGCCUCCUGCAGACUUUGACCGCGGAGAAACUGCACGAGGCCGGCCACGGACGCAAGACCUUCCAGCUGGAGCGCGACCUCGACGGGCCCGAGUGCCUCGUGAUGCACAGCCAGCUGCACGUCGACCGGGCCCGCGCCAUGACGCAGCGCGAGCUCUGGGAGCUGGUGGGCCGCGAGCUCAUGCAGGGCCCGCUGGCCAGCAAGGACCGCAAGUAUCUGGCCUUCCUGUCGUGCACCAGGUACUGCGGCGCACCGAGUCCCAGGACCCACGAGGACACCCUGGCCCGGACUCAGGCGCACGCGGCCCUCGGCGGCGGCGGACUGGCGCUCUUUGGCUCGGCCUGCCUGCACACCUGGCCCACAUGCAUGGCUCAGGUGCUGCCGCGUUUCCUGGACACUCGAGCCAUCGACACCGAGCAACUGAUGGACGACAGCAAUUACCGGGGCACGCACGGCGGCUGCCUGGCCACGACCCUGGGCUCGGCCCUGCACGAGCUCGGCCACACCUUCGAUCUGGGCCACACGCGCGACGGCAUCAUGGGCCGCGGCUUCGACUUCGUCGAUCGCGUCUUCCUCGGGGCGGCGGGCCUCGACACGAAUCGCAACUCGGUGCGACGCCAGCAGCCCCAGCACACCACGGUGGCCCUGUCGCGGCCGCUGAGCGUGACCGUGGUCGUGGCGCCGAGCCCCAGCCGACAGUCGCGUCCGCGCAGCCGUCUGCUCUCCGAGUCCUCGACGACCAGCACCAGCGGCGGCUCGAGGCCGGUCUCGCUGAACUUUGACCAGUCGGAAGGUCAGCGGCAGCCGGGCCAACAGCAGUCGGCGGGCAGGCUCUCGGCGCCGGCGAGUCCCGAGCUCAAUCGAUCCUUCGCCAAGAGCGUCCAGGCCGCCAAUCCCGUGCAGACCGACCGGACCUACUGGGGCAGCUCGUGCGCCGCCAUGCUCGCUUAUCAUCGCUGGUUCAACUCCGACCUCGACAAUGGUCGACAGAAGAAUCUCAACGAUCUCAAGUACGACGCUAAAAGAAACGUGGUGAGAUCUCGUCACGGGGUGCGCGUGAUCGAGCUGCGCGAGUCAGCGGGCGGCCUGGUCGUGGCGUCGCGCCAGUUCUCCGGCAGCCACCUGACGGUGGAGGCAAUGGUGCCGGCGCCGCCGCCCCAUCACGUCCAGGCCCUCACCCUCGUGGCCGAGGACUCGCUCGGCAGCAUACUCAAGUAUCCUCUGCCCACGGCCUUCUAGAAAUCAAAUAAUCUUCGCAUGCGCGUAUAACUCGGCUGCGAAUCGUAGUACCUAACAAGCUUCCCGCGCUCAGUAUUCCAAUAAUGUAUAGCUGACUCGUUAUAUAUUCUAUAAGCCUAUCAUUGAUUCGAUCGAAAGGACCAUAGUGAUCUCAUUUAUUUCAGUAUUUUCUACCGUGAGUACGAAUAAAAUUAGUCAAUUAUUUGUCAGACUUUACCAAAGGUUAAUUGAUAAAACGAAGAAAUUAAUUUUCUUUCGAUUUUUAAUUUCAUUACUUCUGAUGAUGAACUUUCAACGCGCAAUUUCAAGAAUGUUGACAAAAACUUGAAUACAUUCGAAAAAGCAGUGAUUGGCUUUUUGCUUAUAAAAUUACAUGAAUAAUUUGAGUAUUCUCAAUAUUUUGCUUACUGCCUUAUUUAUGCUAUCAUUUUAAGGGCCUAUAUUGUAAUUUUUAUUAUUAAGUCAUGCAAGAAAAGUGAAAUCAAAUGGCAUUUUCAUGAACUGCUAUUUAUCUAUAAUCAAAGUAUUAUACUUUUAAUCUCCCAAUUAUUGAAUAUAAACUUUAGCAAGCCUAUGAAUUCAAUUUGAAUUAUGUAAAUGAAAACUAAAGAAUGAAAGCUUGAAGAGGAUUUGAGAAAGAGAGAAUUGCCUUUAGUACUUUUUUAUAAGUAUACGAAAAAUAUGUCGAUCGAUCUCAUUUAAAAAAAUCGAUUGGAUCUAAAUUUUUCAAACUAUAGCUAAGAUUCAAAGAACAAAAAAAGCUUCUUCUUAAUUUGUGAUUUCAAUCUUAAGUUAUAAAAUGAGCAAAACUAAUUAAUAUAAGAUCUGCGAUAUCGACCUAAUAUUUAUGAAUAUGUAUAAAGAGAAAAAAUGUAUACUAGAUACAGACGAUGUUGACAUCUCUUUACUAAUAAAUAAAUAUCACAUAACAAUAAUACACUGAGACCUGAAUGAUAAGAGUACUGAAAAAGUAAAAGGUAUGAAUGUAGCCGGUUUUUUAACAUUAGAUUAAUAAUGAAAUUUAAAUUGCAGUCUUUCAGCAUUUAUUUAAUAUAAGUUUUAUUGAACAAGUUCUGUACUUGUACAUUGUGUUCCAAAUUUUUAUACAAAAUAAUUAUACAACAUUUAAUAAGUUCAAACUCAAAUGAUUACGUAACCUAGAAUAUUUACAAUUUAUUUUUAAUUUUGUGCACUUGAUAACAAUUGUGUUAAAAAUGAAAAUGAAAGAUUUUGAGAAAUUCCGCACAAAAUUCACGUUUCAAAUAUACAUUGUUAUUAACUAUUAAUUGGUUCGAGACAAAAAGAAGAUUAAAAAUGACUGCUGAUGUAUCUGAUUCCGACCGUUUUUUGAAAUACAUUUAUAUUCAUUUUCAAAUUAAUUUUAUAACACUAAAAAAAUGAUUUCGUCCCGUGUAGCAAGUAUUGUUAUAUUAUUAAUCGAAAAAAGUUCCAGCAUGUUGAAAUCUCGUACUUCAAGACAAUACCCCAAUGAAAUUCAUAGAAUUUAUGACGAAAAACUGCGUUGAAAAAAGUGAGAAAUAACAUUCCAAAUGUUUGAAUUUUAUAUAUAAAUGUAGAAAAUAAUUUGUGGAACUUCCUGUUUUCUUUGAUGUAAAUAAAAGCAACAUUUUUAUUAAA
Molecule: messenger RNA, 3661 nt
Organism: Trichogramma pretiosum
Lineage: Eukaryota; Metazoa; Arthropoda; Insecta; Hymenoptera; Trichogrammatidae
Exons: 5
Coding region: 161-2023 (620 amino acids)
Source: RefSeq, a predicted model, not a curated record